Molecule: messenger RNA, 1422 nt
Organism: Onthophagus taurus
Lineage: Eukaryota; Metazoa; Arthropoda; Insecta; Coleoptera; Scarabaeidae
Product: sin3 histone deacetylase corepressor complex component SDS3
Source: RefSeq, a predicted model, not a curated record
GGCGCUAAAUAAAUAAACAAUCAUAUCUGUCACCUGUCAGUUGAGUAGAUGGUUAAAAGUUUUCAUUCAUUAUUAUUUCGUAAUGAACUAAUUUAUACGUAGGAACAAUGUCUCUUUUGGGUUCACCUUAUUUGAACUCUUAUAUGCAAGAUGAUUACGACGAAGAAGACCAAGGUUAUGAAGAAGAAGAUGAUCGUGAAAAUGAUGAGCCCCAUGAUGAUAGCGAUGAAGAUACUGAAGAUGCGAGCGAAACCGAUACAGGAAGGCAUGAAGAGCCAUUAGAAAUCAAAGAGCAGAUGUACCAAGAUAAAUUGGCGAGUCUUAAAAAGAAACUUCAACAACUUCAAGAUGGAAGUCAUCACGAAUAUAACAAAAAAUUUCGUAAAUUAGAACUUAUUUAUAAAGAAAGACUCAGAUUAAACACAAUUUAUAGGGAUUAUAUGAUUGAAUGUGUCGAACGCGAUUAUAUUUUGGAGAAAAAAGCGGCUGCUAAAGAAUUUGAAGAUAAAAAAGUUGAUCUGAAAGAAAAUCUUAUUUCCGAUUUUGAAGAUAAACGUAAAGCGAUUGAAUCGGAACGUUAUUCAAUGGAAUUAACUGGUGAUUCAAUGGAAGUUAAACCAGUAAUGACUAGAAAAUUAAGAAGAAGACCAAACGAUCCGGUUCCUGUACCGGAAAAACGACGUAAACCUGUUGCAUGUCAACCCGUGUUUCAAUUAGAUGAAAAAGAGAUUGAAAAUGAUUUGAAGUUAAUCAACCGUGGAAAGAUUAUGACGCCUAUUAGAAAACCAGGGGAAACAUCUCACAGUACUUCUAAUAACACUCAAAAUCAAACUGCGCAAGUGACAUCAUCUGGAAAUGACGUUCCUCUAGUUGAAACACGAGUCGAAGAUGGUAAACUAUGGUAUGAAAGGAAGUGGUUUCAUCGUGGACAAUCGGUUUAUGUUGAGGGAAAAGAUAUUCCCAAAUUUCCAGCUAGUAUUUCAUCAAUUUCUGUGGAAGCUAUUAGUGUUAAGAAAUCAGAUUCAACAAAAGUCAAGAUAAUCAGUAUCAGCAAUUUAGCUAGAGGAAAAGUAUCUAUAAAACGAAGAGCUUCAUAAAAUGAAAUUAAAGAAAUUAAAACAAAAACAUUUACAAUGUUAUGAUUUUAUUGAUUACACAUAACAUGAUUGCACAAUACAAAAAUAAAUAUAACUUUCUUUUGUAAAUAUAGUAUGUUUCUGUAGUAAAUAAAAAAGGCGUUGAUGUUUUUAAGGAGGGACAUUAUUUGGACGAGAAAAGUUAUCUGCAUCUGAAAAUGAUUAGAAAACAAAUCAAAUUUUUUUCUAAUAAGCAAACAUUUGUCAACAUUUCUUAAUAUAAAAUAUACAUGUAUGUCAUUAACUUGUGAAGUAUGUGAAAUAUAAAUAGUGCUUUGUAAUGAAA